Medicago truncatula (barrel medic) is the source of this 2672-nucleotide messenger RNA. Its product is annotated as probable beta-D-xylosidase 2. The coding region runs from base 62 to 2359 and encodes 765 amino acids. The transcript is spliced from 7 exons. Lineage: Eukaryota; Viridiplantae; Streptophyta; Magnoliopsida; Fabales; Fabaceae. The record is from RefSeq and is a predicted model, not a curated record. Gene Ontology annotation, biological process: xylan catabolic process; arabinan catabolic process. Gene Ontology annotation, molecular function: alpha-L-arabinofuranosidase activity; xylan 1,4-beta-xylosidase activity.
CUAUAUAAAUUGUUCCAUCCAUUCCAUAACUUGUAUACAUUCAUUUUCUUGUCUUUCCAAAAUGGAUUCGAUCCUCAUCACCAUUGUAUUUCUCCUUCUCUUAAUGAGUAGUGAAGCACGUGACCCUUUUGCAUGUGACCCAAAAAACACCUCCACAAAUAACUUUCCAUUUUGCAAGGCAUCACUGCCUAUACCAACAAGGGUGAAUGACCUCAUUGGAAGAUUGACAUUGCAAGAAAAGGUUAGCAUGUUGGUGAACAAUGCUGCCGCGGUUCCAAGGGUUGGGAUCAAAGGCUAUGAGUGGUGGUCAGAGGCUCUUCAUGGAGUUUCAAAUGUGGGACCAGGAACUAAGUUUGCUGGCCAAUUCCCAGCUGCCACUAGCUUCCCUCAAGUCAUCACUACCGUUGCUUCAUUCAAUGCUUCCUUGUGGGAAGCAAUUGGACGGGUUGCUUCGGACGAAGCAAGGGCAAUGUACAACGGAGGAACGGCAGGGUUGACAUAUUGGAGUCCAAAUGUGAACAUUUUUCGGGACCCACGAUGGGGUCGUGGACAGGAGACUCCCGGUGAGGAUCCAAUUCUAGCAGGUAAAUACGCUGCCAGUUAUGUGAGAGGACUACAGGGAACAGACAGUAGCCGGUUAAAGGUGGCUGCUUCAUGUAAACACUUUACCGCUUAUGAUCUCGAUAAUUGGAAUGGUGUGGAUCGCUUUCACUUUAAUGCAAAGGUUAGCAAACAGGACAUGGAAGACACGUUCAAUGUGCCAUUUAGGAUGUGUGUGAAGGAAGGUAAUGUGGCUAGUGUGAUGUGUUCUUACAAUCAGGUUAAUGGUGUCCCUACUUGUGCUGACCCCAAUCUUCUAAAGAGAACAAUUCGUGGUCAAUGGCAUCUUGAUGGGUACAUUGUAUCAGAUUGUGACUCUGUUGGGGUAUUUUACACUAACCAACAUUAUACAUCAACACCAGAAGAAGCUGCUGCUGAUGCCAUUAAAGCAGGUUUGGAUUUGGAUUGUGGACCUUUCCUUGCACAACAUACCCAAAAUGCUGUUAAAAAAGGCCUGUUAACCGAAACUGAUGUAAAUGGUGCUUUGGCAAACACACUUACAGUCCAAAUGAGGUUAGGAAUGUUUGAUGGUGAGCCAUCAGCUCAACCAUAUGGCAACCUUGGUCCAACUGAUGUGUGCACUCCAACUCACCAAGAGCUAGCUCUUGAUGCUGCAAGACAAGGAAUUGUGCUUCUUAAGAACACUGGUCCUUCUUUGCCUCUCUCCACAAAGAAUCAUCAGACUGUGGCAGUAAUUGGGCCUAAUUCUAAUGCUACUGUCACCAUGAUCGGCAACUAUGCUGGUAUUGCUUGUGGAUACACAAGUCCACUACAAGGAAUAGGGAAAUAUGCAAGGACUAUUCACGAGCCCGGUUGUGCGAAUGUGGCAUGCAAUGAUGAUAAACAAUUUGGGUCGGCUCUAAAUGCAGCCCGUCAAGCGGAUGCUACUGUUCUAGUGAUGGGAUUGGAUCAGUCAAUUGAGGCUGAAAUGGUAGAUAGGACUGGUUUACUUCUUCCUGGACAUCAACAAGACCUUGUUUCAAAGGUAGCGGCUGCCUCGAGAGGCCCAACCAUUUUGGUCUUAAUGUCUGGUGGGCCUAUAGAUAUAACUUUUGCAAAGAAUGAUCCUCGAAUUAUGGGCAUUUUGUGGGCUGGUUAUCCUGGUCAAGCCGGUGGUGCUGCCAUUGCGGAUAUAUUGUUUGGAACCACUAACCCAGGAGCUAAGCUACCUAUGACAUGGUACCCACAAGGUUACCUCAAAAACUUGGCAAUGACAAAUAUGGCAAUGAGACCAAGCUCAUCCACAGGGUACCCUGGGAGAACCUAUCGUUUUUACAACGGCCCUGUGGUAUAUCCAUUUGGUUACGGAUUAUCUUACACAAACUUUGUUCACACAUUAGCUAGUGCACCAAAAGUGGUGUCAGUUCCAGUAGACGGACACCGCCGUGGAAACAGCUCAAACAAAGCAGCAAUUAGAGUGACACAUGCACGAUGUGGCAAGCUUUCAAUUAGACUUGACAUUGAUGUUAAAAACGUUGGUUCAAAAGAUGGUACUAACACUUUGUUGGUGUUCUCAGUACCACCUACAGGUAAUGGUCAUUGGGCACCACAGAAGCAACUAGUGGCUUUUGAGAAAGUUUAUGUUCCUGCUAAGGCUCAGCAACGAGUGAGGAUCAAUAUUCAUGUAUGUAAGCUUUUGAGUGUGGUUGAUAAGUCUGGGACUAGGAGAAUUCCAAUGGGAGCACAUAGUAUUCACAUUGGUGAUGUUAAACAUUUUGUAUCACUUCAAGAACAAAAACUAGGGAUCAUCAAGACCUGAAUUUUUUUUUAUGGGGACGCAUUUAGAAUGUCUUCUAAUUGAUCUCAAUAUAUACUACUAAGGUAAGUGUAUAAUAGAUCAAUAGUAUGCCAGGGAUUACAUAUAUAUAUAGUUUCCACUGAUUGUGUGGGGUUUGGUCAUAUCCAAAGACAGAACAUAUUAUAUUGAUUCAUCAAUGACAAUCAAAUAAUGUACUGUGUACUUUUUUUUGUCUAUGUUACGAUUAAUGUAGGACAUUAGUUUAUAUUUCUUCUGUUAAUGUAAUUGUAAGAUUGAUAAUGGUAAUAAACAUAUGGGAUUCACAUCAUGUUCA